This is a messenger RNA of Amoebophrya sp. A120, 1054 nucleotides long. NCBI's taxonomy places the organism in Eukaryota, Dinophyceae, Syndiniales, Amoebophryaceae. The record is from the annotation of a GenBank genome assembly.
AUGCCGUUGCAGGGGACGAAAAACAACCUAGGGGCUCCUGUGCCGGAGAAUCUUCACGAAAUCACGCAGGUGUGCUGGUUUCCUCCCCUGCAGCUUCUGUUUUACCAAGACCGAAAAGACCGCACGCUACUUCACUUCUGCGCUCCCGAGGACCUCUUCGCGCGAGGCAAGUUCGACGGAGGUAGUACAACAACCACUUCAGGGGCGUCGUUCGAAAAGCAGCAGGUGAAAGCGAAAGUAGACACGAAUAACAACCUCGGACGCGGUAGCUUCGCGGUGCGCACGGUGCAGCAAAUAACUGGAGGGGCCGGCGGCGCUGCGAGGAAAAAGACCGUGGUGGAGCGGAUUGCCACGGCAAGCGAGCGCCGAGGGAUUCACACCAAGAGGUACUUGAGUUGCGCGGCUGCAGCCGGGGGGUCUGCCUCCUCGGCCUCGCAGUCCGGGGAGGAGCAGCAGCAGACAAGUGCACGCGGCAUUGUGCUUGCGUACAAGCCCUUCGUGCUAGAGCGGCGUCCGUACAUCGCGGUGUCCAAUGCGGAUGGCAGUAUUGUUUUCUUCGACGGGAUUACACUCUCUGCCAUAAACAAGGCUGUAAUUCGCGUCGGCACGUACGUCGCACCAGCGGACGCCACGGAAUCAUCAUCCGCCGAUCGAACUAGGUGGAUUCACGAGCAGGAGCACUCUCCGACGCCCGGAAUGCUCCUCGAGUACUGCCCGAAAUCCCAAUUUUUGUUUGUCGUUUGCGCGACUUCUGGCACGAUAGAACACGGAACCACGGAAAUGAACUACGCCAGCGCAACCUCCCCGGGAAAAGGAAAAGUGACGAGCGGUGGCGCCGCGUUCGCGAGUAGCCCCCGGGGCGGUGGGCAUUCCCUCCAUGCGCGCAGCUGCGCGGCUUCUUCUGAGGACGAGAUCAAGGUUUACGAUGUGGCGAAAACGGUUCUGGACUACCAGCACCCUGACCAGCUUUACGCCGCCUCGGGUGCGUUGCUGGAAAGCGCGUUCACGAAGCCGGAAUACGUGAUCAGCCUCGGCGGGGGUGGGAAAAGGAACA